Clunio marinus is the source of this 813-nucleotide messenger RNA. The record is from the annotation of a GenBank genome assembly. Lineage: Eukaryota; Metazoa; Arthropoda; Insecta; Diptera; Chironomidae.
UUUCUUUCCCCCGUCGCCGAAGCGAAGAUGUCUUAUAAAUUCAGUGACAAGUCUAUUGUCAUCGACGGUCGCGGUCAUCUUUUAGGCCGCCUGGCUUCGAUCGUGGCUAAACAAAUCCUUUCUGGAACUAAAGUCGUCAUUGUUCGAUGUGAAGAUUUGCAACUUUCAGGCCAUUUCUUCAGAAACAAAAUUAAGUUCUUGGCUCAUUUGCGCAAACGUUGCAAUGUCAACCCAGCUCGUGGUCCAUUCCACUUCCGUGCUCCCAGCAGAAUGUUCUGGAAAGCUGUUCGUGGUAUGAUUCCAUACAAGACACGUCGCGGUAAGAUUGCUCUCAACCGCUUAAAGGUCUUCGAAGGAAUUCCCCCACCAUACGAUAAACAAAAGCGUGUGUGUGUACCGCUUGCGAUGAAAAUCUUGUGCUUACGUCCUGAUCGCAAAUAUUGCCAAGUUGGACGUGUAGCUCAUGAAGUUGGUUGGCACUACAAAGAUGUCGUCAGUAGUUUGGAAGCUAAGAGAAAGAUUAAAGCUCGUCUCCAUUACAACCACAAACGACGCCUUGAGAAAAUUCGAGUAAAAGCAGCACAAAAGUGUGCUAAAGGAACUGUUAAGCAAGAUGCUGUCCUGAAAAAAUAUGGUUUCUUAACAUCAGAGAACGCAAUUAAGCCCGUUGCAGCCGUAAAAGCAUAAGUUGUAAAAAUAAUGUAUACAACAUUAAGUGAUUCAAUAAACAACUGGAAUUACAUGAUUAAAAUAUAUCUCAGAAAAUUUUAUUUAUUGUUUUCCAUGAAUUUCAGAAACUGGCAAUAAUUAGAU